Molecule: messenger RNA, 4665 nt
Organism: Lutra lutra (Eurasian river otter)
Lineage: Eukaryota; Metazoa; Chordata; Mammalia; Carnivora; Mustelidae
Gene: LRRC4B
Product: leucine rich repeat containing 4B
Exons: 4
Coding region: 1888-4026 (712 amino acids)
Cellular component (GO): plasma membrane
Molecular function (GO): protein binding
Source: RefSeq, a predicted model, not a curated record
CGCGAGGCUGACGGCCAGGCUGACCGCCAGGCUGGGGUCCCGGGGGGCUCCUCUGCACCAGGAAAGGCCUGUGAGAGGAUGUGAGCCCCCUAAAACUCCUGCUGAGCGACAGAGCCCCGAAGAGCUAGACGUGCAGAGACAGACCAGAAGAGCCCCAGCUCCACAGGGACAGAAACCUGCCACACCUGCAAACCCACAGGAGCAGAAGGCGAUUCACAGACAUUAGAAAGGGAAGGAGAAGCCAGCUGUGGCAGGGCAGGGUAGUGAGGCGGCGAGGGGAAGGGCCCAGAGGCCAGACAGACCUGACCGCGGCCGGGACCCUGGAGCCGGCCUGACAGAGACGGAAGUAGAGACUGCGGCCUCGCGUGGAGGCUCGAGGACAGCAGCACAGAAGGACAGACUUAGAGAAGACGACAGAGGGGACCGCGUCACGAGUGCAGUCAGCCAUGCCGAAGGGGACUGGGGGCCAAGGGGAAAGGAAGGUCGCAGAGACAGAGAAGACAGUGAACCAGACAGGGGUGAAAGUUGUCGAGGACAUGGAGAGGGAGAUAGAGCUACCAGAGGCUGAGGGGACCUGAGACAAGGUCUCCCCGAGGGUCUGACCUGAGACUGGGGAGCCUGAGAAGAAGAGAGCAAGAGGACAGCGAUAGAGACAGAGAACAGUGUCAGGGAGAGCAGGAGGACAGUGACAGAAGGGACAAAGACCAAGGGGCCAGUGAUGGAGAGGAAAGAGAUAAGGGGGACCGUGCCAGAUAGAAGGUGACAAUCAUAGAGACAGGGAAGACACACUCAGAGGCGACAAAGAUAGAGAGGACAGUGACAGAAAAGACAGAGAUAACAGAAGUAAUAUAGGGAAAAGUGACAAAAAUAGAGAAGGUGCCAGAGACAAAGUUCAAGGCAACAUUGACAGAGCAAAGACAAUAACCGCAGGCAGAGAGGGCAGAGAUCAAGAUAACAAUGUUAGAGAUACAGAAAGCAAUAUUAGAUAAGGAGCAUGCCGAUACAAAGAGGGGACAAAGAAAAUGGAAAGUGGCAGGAUGACAGAGGGAACAGAAACAGAGCUAGAAGGUUCAAAGGCAGAAGGGGGCCCAUGACAGAAAUAGAGGAAAUGGAAGCAGAGUUGGGGGGAGACAGGCUCAAGGAGUCAGAAAAGACAGAUCCAGAGGGAAUAGCAACAAUGCGCAAACUCAGAGCAGAGAGCCAUAGUGGUGACAGGACCAGAGUGCGAGUGACAAAGCACACUCAGUGACACUGUGACAGGUGAAGAAACACAGAGGCAGAAAGGAUGGUGACGGAAGGGACAGUGAUGAAGGUGAUGGAGACAGAAACAGUGUAGAAACAUAAAAGAGACAAGAAAGGGGAGUGGGACAGAGACAGGGAUUGGUGACCAAGACAGAGGGUGGCUUAGUAGAUAUUCUGGAGAUACAGCUAAGGAGUAGGGGUGCAGGCAGAGUCAGAAAAAGUUGAAAUUGCAUUUUCUAGAGGAAGAUAGAGACAGGAGAAUAUGACCAAGGCACAACAGAGAAAGACAGGGACAGAAAGUGACCAAGUCAUAGAGAUGAACAGAGAGACAAGAGCAAAGAGAAAGAACCUGACGGGUCAGUCACCUGAGACUAGGUGAGAGGUCGGGAUGACAGGUGAAAGCAAAGAUCGGGGAGAAGUGAACAAAAUACCAGGGAGAGGAAAAGGGACACACCAACAGGUGGAUACCAACUAAGACUCACUACGCAGCCUCAUACCUCAUCUUGGGAAGUACUGAAAACCGUGGAGCCUUGAGCUUUCUUCUUUAUGCCACUUUGGGGUCAUCACUCCCUACAGGCAGAGCUUCAGAUCAGGGACCGGAAGCUCACAGCCCCCCGGCGCCCACGCGGAGCAUGAACAUUGAGGAUGGCGUGCGCCCGCGGCUCCCCGUGCCUCCCACUGCUGCCCGGUAGGAUGUCCUGGCCCCAUGGGGCCCUGCUCUUCCUCUGGCUCUUCUCCCCACCCCUGGGGGCCGGCGGGGGCGGCGUGGCCAUGACAUUGGCGGCCGGAGGGGGCUCCCCGCCGGCCGCCUCCUGCCCCGCGGCCUGCUCCUGUAGCAACCAGGCCAGCCGGGUGAUCUGCACGCGGAGGGAGCUGGCCGAGGUCCCGGCCGGCGUCCCUGUCAACACGCGGUACCUGAACCUGCAGGAGAAUGGCAUCCAGGUGAUCCGCACCGACACGUUCAAGCACCUGCGGCACCUGGAGAUCCUGCAGCUGAGCAAGAACCUGGUGCGCAAGAUCGAGGUGGGCGCCUUCAACGGGCUGCCCAGCCUCAACACGCUGGAGCUGUUCGACAACCGGCUCACGACGGUGCCCACGCAGGCCUUCGAGUACCUGUCCAAGCUACGGGAGCUCUGGCUGCGCAACAACCCCAUCGAGAGCAUCCCCUCGUACGCCUUCAACCGCGUGCCGUCCCUGCGGCGCCUGGACCUGGGCGAGCUCAAGCGGCUGGAGUACAUCUCGGAGGCGGCCUUCGAGGGCCUGGUCAACCUGCGCUACCUCAACCUGGGCAUGUGCAACCUCAAGGACAUCCCCAACCUGACGGCCCUGGUGCGCCUGGAGGAGCUGGAGCUGUCGGGCAACCGGCUGGACCUGAUCCGCCCGGGCUCCUUCCAGGGCCUCACCAGCCUGCGCAAGCUGUGGCUCAUGCACGCCCAGGUGGCCACCAUCGAGCGUAACGCCUUCGACGACCUCAAGUCGCUGGAGGAGCUCAACCUGUCCCACAACAACCUGAUGUCGCUGCCCCACGACCUCUUCACGCCCCUGCACCGCCUAGAGCGCGUCCACCUCAACCAUAACCCCUGGCACUGCAACUGCGACGUGCUCUGGCUGAGCUGGUGGCUCAAGGAGACGGUGCCCAGCAACACGACGUGCUGCGCCCGCUGCCACGCGCCCGCCGGCCUCAAGGGCCGCUAUAUCGGCGAGCUGGACCAGUCGCACUUCACCUGCUACGCGCCGGUCAUCGUGGAGCCGCCCACGGACCUGAACGUCACCGAGGGCAUGGCGGCCGAGCUCAAGUGCCGCACGGGCACCUCCAUGACCUCCGUCAACUGGCUGACGCCCAACGGCACCCUCAUGACCCACGGCUCCUACCGCGUGCGCAUCUCCGUCCUGCACGACGGCACGCUCAACUUCACCAACGUCACGGUGCAGGACACGGGCCAGUACACGUGCAUGGUGACGAACUCGGCCGGCAACACCACCGCCUCCGCCACGCUCAACGUCUCGGCCGUGGACCCCGUGGCGGCCGGCGGUGCUGGCGGCGGGGGCGGCCCGGGCGGCCCGGGCGGCGGCGGGGGCGGCAGCGGCGGCUACACCUACUUCACCACCGUGACCGUGGAGACCCUGGAGACGCAGCCGGGAGAGGAGACCCUGCAGCCGCGGGGGACGGAGAAGGAGCCCCCGGGGCCCACGACGGACGGUGUCUGGGGCGGGGGCCGGCCCGGGGACGCCGCCGGCCCCGCCUCGUCGUCCACCACGGCACCCGCCCCGCGCUCCUCGCGGCCCACGGAGAAGGCGUUCACGGUGCCCAUCACGGACGUGACGGAGAACGCCCUCAAGGACCUGGACGACGUCAUGAAGACCACCAAGAUCAUCAUCGGCUGCUUCGUGGCCAUCACGUUCAUGGCCGCCGUGAUGCUCGUGGCCUUCUACAAGCUGCGCAAGCAGCACCAGCUCCACAAGCACCACGGGCCCACGCGCACCGUGGAGAUCAUCAACGUGGAGGACGAGCUGCCUGCCGCCUCGGCCGUGUCCGUGGCCGCCGCCGCCGCUGUGGCCGGCGCGGGGGGCGUCGGCGGGGACAGCCACCUGGCCCUGCCCGCCCUGGAGCGCGACCACCUCAACCACCACCACUACGUGGCGGCCGCCUUCAAGGCGCACUACAGCGGCAACCCCAGCGGCGGGGGCUGUGGGGGCAAGGGCCCCCCAGGGCUCAACUCUAUCCACGAACCUCUGCUCUUCAAGAGUGGCUCCAAGGAGAACGUGCAAGAGACGCAGAUCUGAAGCCGCCAGGCGGGGGCGGGUGGUGGUGGGGGGACCACCCCGGGGCUCGGGCCACACCAGGACUCUCCCCGCAGCCCCGCCCCCCCCCCCCCCCCCGCGCUGGCGCCCGGACCUCGCAGGGAAGGUCGGGGAAGGAGGGGUCGCAGCCCCGCCCGCGUUCGGACCCCAGGGCGGCUCAGCACCCCCGCGAGGACAGGGCGGGGCUCCGGGAACCGGGCCCCCCGCGGUUCUGGCCGCACCCCCGACCCCAGGCGAAGGGAGGGGCUGCGGGAUUCCGGAGAAGUGGCUGGAACCCUCCGCUUUUCCUCCUCGAGCUCUCGACCGACCCAUCCCGGCCCUCCGCCUUCCAGGGGAGCGCGGAGCUUUUCGGGGGGUGUCCUUUCCCCUCAUCCCCAACGACCUUCCUUUUACGGUUCAUUUUUUGCAGUUUGACGCCUGUCCCCCCUCCCGCCCCUCCGCCCUCGAAACUGAAGAGACAGACGCGCGGUCAGAGCCUCCAGACACCCUGCCCUGCCCCCUUCACCCCCAGCCCUCACCUGGCCCACAGACUCUUUUGAUACUGAAGGGAGGUUUGCGUCAACGACUACCUGCUCUGUAAUUACUUUAAAAAAAAAAAAAAAAAAAAAACACGGAAAAAGU